Myiozetetes cayanensis is the source of this 3488-nucleotide messenger RNA. RefSeq names its product calcitonin receptor (gene CALCR). The transcript is spliced from 14 exons. Gene Ontology annotation, cellular component: plasma membrane; axon. The record is from RefSeq and is a predicted model, not a curated record. The coding region runs from base 337 to 1746 and encodes 469 amino acids. Gene Ontology annotation, biological process: positive regulation of cytosolic calcium ion concentration; adenylate cyclase-activating G protein-coupled receptor signaling pathway; cell surface receptor signaling pathway. Gene Ontology annotation, molecular function: amylin receptor activity; calcitonin receptor activity. Lineage: Eukaryota; Metazoa; Chordata; Aves; Passeriformes; Tyrannidae.
GCUCGACCCUGGCUGGUGCCUGUCCGCCACCUCCGGGACGCGGGGACCCACCGGGCGGGUGUCGGAGAGCGGGCGGCCCCAUGAGCUCCUCCGAGGAGUGAAGGGGCGUCCGGGCUGCGCCGGAGCGGGCGCCGAGCCGCCGUGGAGGUGGCCCGAGGUGACGGGAGGCCGGGAGAGGUGCCGCGCCAGUGCUGGGAGCUCUGCCACCGCACUGAAUGAAAUCAAGGUCUUGCUUCUGCUCCUUUUCCCCUUCAGUUGUUAAAGGGAUGAUAUUCGGGGGAGAACCUUUGUGUUUGAAGGGUCAGCUGCAACGUGUCUCUCCAGGAAGAUUCCACAAUGAGAAAAACAACCCAGAAUUGCUUCUUACUGAUCAUCCUCCUAAUUAGAAUUGUCCCAAGUCUUUCUUCUACUGUAAAUUAUACUGAUCCUACAUUAGAACCCGUAGUAACUGAAAAUUCAGUCAUACGACAGAAGAUAAUAGAUUCACAGUUCAAAUGCUAUGAGAGGAUGAACAGAGCUCCUCCGUACAAGAAAAAAGGUCUCUUCUGCAACCGAACAUGGGAUGGCUGGUUGUGCUGGGAUGAUACACCUGCUGGAAGGAUCACUGCUCAGAAUUGUCCGGAUUAUUUUCCAGACUUUGAUCCAACUGAGAGGGCUUCAAAAUAUUGUGAUGAAACUGGAAACUGGUUCCGCCAUCCUGAGAGCAACCGAACUUGGUCCAAUUACACCCUGUGCAACUCUUUCACCUCUGAAAAACUGAAGAUGGCGUUCAUACUUUAUUAUAUGGCGAUCGUUGGCCAUGCUUUGUCUAUAACAUCCCUGUUGAUUUCCUUGGCAAUUUUCUUCUAUUUCAAGAGCCUCAGCUGUCAAAGGAUAACGCUGCAUAAGAAUUUGUUUUUUUCAUAUGUGCUGAACUCCAUGUUUACAAUUGCCCACCUCAUUGCUGUUGUCCCUAACCCAGGCCUUGUAAAAAGGGAUCCUGUAAGCUGCAAAGUGCUGCAAUUCUUUCAUCAGUACAUGCUGGGGUGCAACUACUUCUGGAUGCUCUGCGAAGGCAUUUAUCUUCACACGCUGAUUGUAGUGGCGGUGUUUGCUGAAGAGCAGCGCUUGCACUGGUAUUACCUCUUGGGCUGGGGGUUCCCUUUAGUACCAGCAUCCAUUCAUGCUGUUGCAAGAGCCAGAUACUUCAAUGACAACUGCUGGAUGAGUGUUGACACGCACCUGCUCUACAUUGUUCAUGGACCUGUAAUGGCAGCUUUAUUGGUCAAUUUUUUCUUUUUGCUUAACAUUGUCCGAGUUCUGGUGACAAAGCUGAGAGAUACCCACCGUGCUGAGUCCAACAUGUACAUGAAAGCUGUCAGAGCUACUUUAAUCCUGGUGCCCUUACUAGGAAUUCAGUUUGUUAUUAUUCCCUGGAGACCAGAAAACCGACUUGCUGGAGAAAUAUAUGAUUACAUCAUGCAUAUAUUAAUGCAUUACCAGGGCUUACUUGUGGCUACAAUAUUCUGCUUCUUCAAUGGUGAGGUCCAGGGAGCUUUGAAGAGGCAAUGGACACAGUACAAAACCCAGUGGGGCCAAAGGCGCCGCGAGCACUGUUCCACACGAUCUACCUCCUACACGGCAACAUCCAUCUCAGAGGUCCCUGUUUACCUCUAUCAUCACGAUUCCAACAGUGAACAGCUAAAUGGAAGAUACGCAGAGGACUCUGAACUCGUUGCAUUAAAGUCUGGAGAGACAUCUACCUAGCUCAGCACCAGCCAUUGCAAACACAUUGUUUCAUGUUCUGCCUGUGAACAAAGUGGGGAGAAGGGUGGGAGUGUGGAAAUCCAGGAUGCUGUGUCAGAGUGCAGGCCCAGGUGGAAGGACACAUCAUAUUCAAACCACAUCAGCCUCUGACAGCAAUGGUGUGAGGAAGUCUGAUGCAGACCUGGAAACAGUAUUUCUUCCUGUGCUCUGCAGCAGGGAGUGAACAUGGACCUGCCCACCAGGCCAUGUAAUCUCCACAUCUCCUGACACCAGCCGUAUAAAGUGACCAUCCAACAUUAGUAACAACCCCAGGUAGCCCAUAGCAAAUAGGAAAGAAAGAACCAGUAUGUGGCAAUUGGAAAAUUUCAGCACUUUUUGUUUUCUCUACUUUUAACACUAGUUUUUAAACUACCAACUUUCACAAUACGUAACUAAUUUAGAGUCCUUUAUUUUUCCCUUUUAAUGAGAUUAAUGACUGCUUAAAAGAUUUUGCACACUGCGAGACAAAUCAAAUACAUGAGCAACAGAAAGUCCCUCCAAAGUAUUGAAAUCCUGAUGAUUUCCAAAGGAUGGCCCAAAAUGUUACCAAACCCAAAGGAUACCCAUAAUAUUAUGAUUCCAUUAGCAGGUGCAUAAAGCAAAUGAAGGUGAAAUAGUCAUUGCAUACCAAGAUCUCAAACAUCCUCAGAGAAACAGAUCAGUUCUUCAGGUUGCAUCACACAAACCCUGGAGGUAUCUCAAAACAGUUUUUGUUUAACAAUAAAGAGAGUUCAAGAAUGUUUAUUUAUAGGAAAAAUUGUCACUCUAUUACUUUGCCCAGAAACUCACCAUUAAGGCACAAUUUUUUGUGACAUUUAAUUGGAAAUUAGUUUUAUUUAAUGGACAUUCUGAGAUUAAUGCUAGAUGAAUGCUUGUCUCUGUUAUAAAAUUGUGAUCAUGACAGUAAAGGUAAAGAUGCCAUGUAAGAAAUGAGAAACUAAUGUCUUGGCACAGGAUGCAUCUAUUUUUAGAAUCUUGUUUCUCUCCUGAGUCCCUAAUCAUUAGAUAGUCCUGUCAAAAACCUUGAUAACCUGAAAUUAGCAGAUAAAUCCCUGCUGACUUCAAUGCAAUUGAAUGCAAUGCCUUGGAGGGAAGAGGGUUGCUCCAUUUUUGCCACCAGCACACACACGCAGCCUCUGUGGACCACCAACACUGCUCAGUGUGAGGAGUGAGCUGCAUGGAACGAGAGAGCGGAGCUGGGGAACAAGAACAAACUGUCUUGCAAAAUCACAUGGUUAAUCCCAUGGAACACUUACAAGAAAAUACCUUCAUGUAUAUUUUGUUCAAACUACAUACCUAUUUUUCAGACUUCAAGGAAUACGAAGACGGUUAUUUUUUCAGACCACAGUAUUUCUAUCAUUGUUAUUUCUGUUUUCACCAGUGAACAGUAAGAACUGGAGGAGUCAGUUGUUAAAGGCAAUGAAGUCGCUCUGCUAUGAACGCUGAUAUUUCUGAACUGCUCUGGGACACACCACACUUCCCGGGAGCACUCCAGAAGGCAUUCCUGGUUUCUAAAGAUACAAAUGAGCUGAUUGUAAAAGAAGUGUGCAUAAUAUUGAGAGUUUAAUAAUGAACAUGUUGGUUUUAAUGAUGUACAUGUUUACAACUUGUAGGUGCAAGUUGUUUCCCAGUCUGUUAUGUUCAUGUGGAUGUACAAAAUGGAAACGCUUUGCCAUUAUAAUGAUUGUGUUCUUUCUUCACUA